Molecule: messenger RNA, 1695 nt
Organism: Apiotrichum porosum
Lineage: Eukaryota; Fungi; Basidiomycota; Tremellomycetes; Trichosporonales; Trichosporonaceae
Exons: 3
Coding region: 1-1695 (564 amino acids)
Source: RefSeq, a predicted model, not a curated record
AUGCUGUCCGCUCCCCUCGUCGCAGCCGUCGCCAGCGUCGCGCUGGCAACAAGCGCUGCCGCCAUGCCGUCGCGUCGCGAUAACAGCAUCCCAGACGCGGUCGGCAACAUCCAGUUCAACAUCUCCGUGCCCCCCAUGUCACCGAUCCUGGAAUGGCUGCCAGGACUGCGCAAUGACCAGAUGCCCAACGAGACGGCGCCGUACUACUGGACACCUUCGGUCAAGGACCCGUACUACAUGAACUUUUCCGACUACCAGACGUACAAGCAGUACCUGCCCAACAGCCCCACGGUCCAGGUGAACGCCUUUGCCAACGAUGUCAUCAUCUGGGGCAAGUUCCAGGGCUGGAACACGUCCGGAUACCAAGACCCGCCCCUCAACGUCGACGCGAAUGGAAACACGAGCCAGAUCAGCAUGGCGGACGCCUUGAACACGGUCAGCACAGACAUUUUGGUCCAGGUGCAGAACAUGUCCGAUGGCCUGAACACGGUGUCGCUCGCACUCAACGACGGGUUGAGGGGCGGAGCGGCGCUCACCGUCGAGCUUGUCACCAUCACAACGUACAUGCAGCUGGCGACCAAGGAAAAGUCGAUCAGCUGGAACGCGACUGUCAACCAGACCGAGGUUGCCUUUGCGGACAAUGGGCAGAUCAGCAGUUACCUCUCUUGCGACAGCGAGUGGGCCGUGGACGAUAACGGGACGGUCAAGAUGGACGGCAACAACAAUGGCGGCAAGAAGUGCACGAUCCCCAUCCCAGCCAAGACUUCGUAUGUCAUCCUCCGCGGCACACUCGGCCCCCAGUAUGGCGGUAUCAAGAUCUCUGGUCUCGGCAACGUCGACUACAUGCCCAACACCAACGUGGUCGACACGGCAAACAACGAGAGCUUGAUCAUGUACCCGCUCAACCCAGACUACCAGUACACCAUCGAGGUCUCCCCGACAGACGACGCUGCGAGCGGUAACGGCAACUCGCUCAUUGGUCUGCACAGCAUGACCCUGUACUCGAUGCAGGUCCACGACUCGUGGGUCAACCACGUCCCCUGGCCCAUUGUCGGCGGUGUCGUCGGCGGCGUCGUCGUCGUCCUCGUCAUCGCCGGCGUCCUCUGGCGCAGCGGCGCCAUGUUCUUCCGCCGCCGCAGACGCAACUCGGUGCUGUUCGAGGCCGGCUCGUCGGGCGACAGCGAACUCAAGCCGGGCUCAAACUACCGCUCCAGCACGUACAACGACACCAUGGAGAUGCCCCUCCUCGCCGCCGCCGCGCCAACAGGCCACGCCGGCCAGCCGAACGAGUACAGCGACUUUGCGCCCAUGUCCCACACCCCGCGCGGCAGCGUGAGCGGCGCUCCGCUGACGCAGACCCCGCGCGGCAGCGUUGGCGGCGGCGGCGGUGCCCUCCCCGGCUCGGGAUCCAGCCCCGGCAGGCCCGGCGGGCCCGCCGUGCACAGCCGCAACAGCAGCUUUGGCGCGCCCCCGCCCAUGCCCACGCACAACCGUGGCGGCAGCUUUGGCGGGUUUGCUGGCCAACCGUUCCCCGGCGGCAGUCCCGGCGGCCCACCGACCCAUAACCGCGGCGGCAGCUUUGGCAGCGGCGGCAGUGGUAGCUAUGGCGGCAGCCCCGGGCAGCCUCCACGCAUGCCCAUGCCCAUGCCCAACCCCGGCGGCAGUCCCGGCCAGCCGCGCAGCAUCCUCCGUUAA